AUGGAUGCCAACGCUGUCAAUGUUGAAGGCUAUGGCCACAACAUUGGAUGGGAUGACUGCAGUGGGGACAUUCUACCAGAGAUGAGUCGUGUGUACAGGCAGCAUUUCCAGCCUUCUGAAGACAUGUUAGGUUUUGUCCUUCAACAAUCACAGUCACACCUCAGAGCACUGGCGGGACGCGAAAGCUUUGCCGGGUUCUUAAAUGUCUCACUCAUGAGUGACAUACUAGUGAAGAGAACAGAAGUCAUUUUUGAUGCACCGAGCCCUUGCGUACUCCAGUCUGAGAAUAGCGAAGCUAGUACCAAUAUCAGCUGGCUCGAUGUUGUCAAGGCGAAGAACUAUCAGGCCGAACAUACUGGCAAUGGGGUUUACCAUUUCCAUAUGCGAGAUCGGGGAGUGAUUGUUCAGUUGUCUACCUUCCAACACAAUAUGCUUCUUUCGGGAUUACCCCGGAAGCUUGUGGAGCCCUGGUCAUACGAGAAAGAUGUGCAGAUGGAAUUAUAUACCCUGGCCCUGGCAGCCGAAAUGACGUCGCAUAUGAACCAACUUGCAUCGGAAGGUAAGCCCACUCAAGCUAUCUUUAUUCUAUUCACUGGCUUACAUUACCUCGCAGUCAUCAAAGUAAAUAACACUGUCCUUGAAGGGAUACGAGGAAGAGAUCGAAUCCUCCGCCACCAUCCGGAGCCAAGUCAAAGAUCCGCAGGCUCGCCCUUUCCCCUGGAAUCAGCCGAAGGGCCAGCAAACUUUACGCCAGCGGUUGACACUGGCUCGCUCGACGGGAUGGCUAUCGAGACUGAAGGAACAGACGUGCAAUCCAGUGCUCCAAAGCGCGGUGCUGUAACACGGAACUUCCCCAAAAAUAGGGUUUGGCCUGCAGAAGUAUUGAAGCAGCUUCCUAUAUGGUUCGAAGACCAAGUACGGAAGAAUCUGUCGCAGGAAGAGAUUGCCCAAAAUUUCCACCGAACAUUCAAGCAAAAACGGACUUUCCAUGCUAUUGAGGCAAAGCUGUAUUCCUUAACAGGAAAAAGUCCAUUUAGGAAGCGCAAUAAGAAGACUUCGCGCAGAAGACCCGUGUCUUUGACACCUCGCUCCUCUCCACCGCUUCCUCAACCCUCUGAAUCAGUGGAUUUCACCCAACAAUUGAUCUCGAGGUCGAACAUCGAGGUUCACGCUUUACGUCUAGCCCCGAACCUGCUUCCUUACCUGAAUUCCGAAGACUGUGAGGAUGGAAACCUUUACGCCCUUCAUGGUGUUCAACCGUUUGACCCUGAAUCAGAAUCCAGCAACUCGUAUGCAGUACCUGAACACGAUAUUGCAAGUCAAACGUUAUGGUGCCUGCACGAAUCCCAGGGACAUGAACUUCAGUCAGGUACAAGUCAAAAUGAAGGGCCACUUCGAGAAGGCCGCCAGGCUGAAGAAUCGCCCAAGGCCCAUCCAGCGUUCUCAGAUCUGGUGCCCGAAAGUCGGCCAACGAAUGAGAGUUCAAUAAAUGUCCUCGCCGCAACAUCAGGGACGGUUGACUCUUACUUGCCUCGAAGCUCUCCCUUAAAAUUCCCUCGGAUAUCGGAACCUAUCCAAUCUCCAAUUCAGCAUCACUCUGAAGGCGAUACCACACUUGAAGAGCUAGGCCGAACGCUUAUCCAUCGUACUGAGUCCAGUGCAAUGCACGUGGAACAGAACACGGCGCAUGGCAACCAAACAUCAGAGAGACUUUCUCCGCAAUCUUCACCACUUGGAAACCCAUUGGCUAGAAAUUUAGCAAAUGAGGGUCCCAAUAAUGAUAGCCAUACAGAAAGUGGACUCGGUGCGUCGACUGUUCCAAGAGCAUCAACGCCCUUCCAAGUUCCUGAACCAAGCUCCACUGGUAACUCUACUUAUCAUCACUCUCAGAACUGCGGAAUGGAUGGGCCAACCACCGAUACCUCUGAAAGAGUUUUGAUUGAUGAGGAAUUGAUCAUAAGAUGUCUUCAUGAGAAAUCUCAAGCACAGGCGGCGCGUUCUCAUCGCCCAUGGAACGAUAAGGACCUCAACCGUUUACCAAGGUGGCUCAUGAAACGGAAGAACCUACCAAAGGAAAGACUUGAAGUUGAGUUUCUGGGAGAUUUUGGACACUAUCGAACUUCUUCUGCUAUCGUUACAGCUUGCCGCAAAAAAAGAAAGGCAGAUUCUCUCAAUAAGGAUGUAACCUCAGCCCCCACUGCAGGUCAGCUAGUUCCGGUUGUCCCUACCGUUUUCGAUAUUACGGGGGUAUCACGAUCCCCCAUCGCCAUCAUUGGAUCCGACACUCCCAGCUUGAAUCCAUCCCAUACCAUAGCAGUGCCGAGCAGCAAUGAGAAUACUACCCUCAAGCAUCCACGGUUGGAGCAAUUUCAAUCCCCACAACUCAAUCAGCCACAGGUUCUAGACAACGCAGAGAGACUUCCUCGCAACAGUCCUCCACCAGUGCAUGAGGAUGAAGAAGCAGUGGGUCAAAAUCCACCGGCUGCUGUUGCUUCCGAAUGCGCUUCCGAACAGAUGGUGUUUUCAACACCCGAGAAUGUCGAAGAUAUCCACACGUUGGGCAGUCGGCGCCAUCGAGUUGAAAUCACGCCAGAACCUCCGGCCAGGUUCACAACGAUUGAUGGCAGUAAUGUUCAUCCCACUGAACCAAAUAUAAGCAAAAUGACUCCGCUCGUUCAGAUGGAGACCAAUGAGCAAGACGCUCUACCUGUCGGACAAGGAAUCCAGCAAACACCCACGGGAAAGAUUGUCGAUCAGAGUAGUGAUGACCAAAAUGUGUCACAGAAAUACGGGCCUCAGGGAAAUGCGCCCAACUUUGCAGAACACGUCGCGGCCUCAACUACGAGAUGCCAAUAUCCCACCAACACACACCCGCCAGCCCAGCAACAUAUUAAUCCCGAAUUGCCCGUCUAA
This is a messenger RNA of Penicillium canescens, 2913 nucleotides long. RefSeq lists its product as uncharacterized. The transcript is spliced from 3 exons. The record is from RefSeq and is a predicted model, not a curated record. Lineage: Eukaryota; Fungi; Ascomycota; Eurotiomycetes; Eurotiales; Aspergillaceae. Bases 1 to 2913 code for a protein of 970 amino acids.